GCCGGCGAACGAAACGGGCCGUCCACCAGUACGCGGCUCGUGUGCACGAGGUAAACACGCCGAUCACGGAGAGAUCGACAAUCGGAAUGGAGUGACGUGUGAGAAGUGAGGUCGGCCGAUUUCGUCUUCAGAUUCUAGAUUGUCAGGGGCAGCAGCAUGUACGGUUUUGUGAAUUAUGCCCUCGAGCUUCUGGUUGUGAAGAACUUUGGUAACGAGACGUGGGAAACGAUAAAGAGAGAUGCAGCAGUUAAUAUGGAAGGACAAUUUCUGGUGCGACAGAUCUACGAAGAUGAGAUUACGUAUAAUAUAAUAUCUGCUGCCGUCAAUAAGCUUAAUAUUCCAGCCGACAAAAUACUUGAAUUAUUUGGUCGAAUGUUCUUCGAGUUCUGCCAAGAUUCCGGUUAUGACAAGAUUCUUCAGGUUCUUGGAGCAACACCUAGAGAUUUUUUGCAGAAUUUGGAUGCGCUUCAUGAUCAUUUGGGUACGUUAUAUCCAGGCAUGAGGGCACCAUCAUUUAGAUGUACAGAGAGACCCGAGGAUGGUGCGCUUAUAUUGCAUUAUUAUUCGGAUCGACCUGGUUUGGAACACAUCGUUAUUGGAAUUGUUAAGACCGUUGCGAAAAAACUCCACGGCACGGAUGUUGACAUGCAGAUAGUGAAAACUAAAAGCGAAUGCGAUCAUGUGCAAUUCCUCAUAACCGACACAUCAGGACCAGGAGUCGUAUCAAAUCCUAUGAUCGCUGAAUUGGAAACAUUGUCUGUCGAGCCAAAGGUCAGCCCAACGACGUUCUGUCGAGUUUUUCCAUUUCAUCUAAUGUUUAAUCGAGACCUUAUAAUUGUUCAAACCGGAUGUACCAUAACACGAGUCAUACCGCGCGUCUCCAGCGGCCAUUGCAAACUAAACGACAUUCUCUUAACUGUCAGGCCACAUUUGGAAUUAACAUUUGAGAAUAUAUUGUCGCAUAUUAAUACUGUAUACGUGUUAAGGACGAAAAAGGGAGUUAUGCGUGUCGAUGCCGCCGAGGAGUAUUCGUCUUUACGUUUAAAGGGUCAAAUGCUGUAUAUACCUGAGACCGAUAUGGUUAUCUUCCUAUGUUACCCAAGUGUUAUGAAUCUGGACGACUUAACAAGGCGGGGUCUGUACUUGAGUGACGUCCCCCUUCACGACGCCACUCGAGAUCUGGUCCUGAUGUCGGAGCAAUUUGAGGCGGAUUACAAACUGACGCGCAACUUGGAAUUGCUAACCGAUAAACUGCAGCAAACGUAUCGCGAACUCGACGGCGAGAAGCAGAAGACCGACAGGUUGCUUUACUCGGUGCUUCCUAUUUCGGUGGCGAACGAGCUCAGGCAUUCACGACCGGUGCCGGCGAAAAAGUACGAUUGCGUUACCCUUCUGUUCUCCGGGAUAGUCGGCUUCGGAGCAUAUUGCGCCGCUCACACAGACUCCAAUGGCGCUAUGAAAAUCGUUAACAUGCUCAACGAGCUGUACACGGCUUUUGACGUGUUGACUGAUCCAAAAAAAAAUCCUAACGUUUAUAAGGUGGAGACCAUUGGUGAUAAAUAUAUGGCGGUGAGUGGAUUGCCGGAACCCUGUCGUUGUCAUGCACGAUGCAUCGCUCGUCUAGCAUUGGACAUGAUGGAUCUCGCUGCAGAUGAAGUGCAGAUCGAUGGGGAGCCCGUGAAAAUCACAAUUGGAAUACACAGUGGGGAAGUUGUUACGGGCGUAAUUGGUCAUCGUAUGCCUCGUUACUGUUUAUUCGGAAACACUGUAAAUCUUACGAGUCGAACGGAAACCACCGGUCAACCAGGAAAAAUCAAUGUUUCAGAAGAUGCUUAUAGAUAUCUCUGUAUGCCUGAAAAUCAAGACCCGCAGUUUCUUUUGGAAUACAGAGGUCCCGUCUCCAUGAAGGGAAAAUCCGAGCCUAUGAACGUGUGGUUCCUGUCCAGAGAGAGAGAGCUGACAUCGUAAAUCGUUACGACAAUGAAUUUUAUAGCAAUAAUUUCGAGAAAUCGGUUUGAAGAUUAAAAAAUGAAUAUACCGCGACGUAAUAAAAACCGUAUAUUUAUUUAAGGAAGAAGAUAGCGCUCUUUAAUAAUUAAGAUAGACAAUGAGUGUGUUUUGUUCAAAACACUUUCACGACCAUGUACCAUAUGUCCACGUUCUUAAACGUACUGUAAAAUCGAGCGUCGACACUCCGUCUUCCGCUCAAUAAGCUGUUCAGCAAAUCGUGAGUGUACAAGGCAAUCAAAUAUAAUCGUUAUUUAUUUGGCGA
Messenger RNA from Monomorium pharaonis (pharaoh ant), 2272 nucleotides. RefSeq names its product guanylate cyclase soluble subunit beta-1 (gene Gycbeta100B). The transcript is spliced from 14 exons. Gene Ontology annotation, biological process: cGMP biosynthetic process; response to oxygen levels. NCBI's taxonomy places the organism in Eukaryota, Metazoa, Arthropoda, Insecta, Hymenoptera, Formicidae. The record is from RefSeq and is a predicted model, not a curated record. The coding region runs from base 157 to 1968 and encodes 603 amino acids. Gene Ontology annotation, cellular component: guanylate cyclase complex, soluble. Gene Ontology annotation, molecular function: guanylate cyclase activity; heme binding.